Molecule: messenger RNA, 2039 nt
Organism: Paramisgurnus dabryanus
Lineage: Eukaryota; Metazoa; Chordata; Actinopteri; Cypriniformes; Cobitidae
Gene: fam76b
Product: family with sequence similarity 76 member B
Cellular component (GO): nuclear speck
Source: RefSeq, a predicted model, not a curated record
UUGAGUCUUUCCUUUGUAGUCACAGGUCGCAUCCGGUUCGUGCGUCGACUGAGAUACAAAAAGGAGAAAGCAAAAAAUUUUACUCCACGAGCCGAAACACCCAUACAUUAAAUCAGGUUUUUAAUGAUUGAUUUUUUAAAUGUAUAACGGAGUUUGAUUUAUAUGUUAGUUUUAAUAAUGAGUUUGAGCCUCUGAUGUGGUAUAUAGCAACAAUCGCAAAGCAAUUUUGUUUUGGAUGGUUGGACCCAUUUUUUUUAAACCGGGGUUUACUACAGUUUUAUUAGGGUAAUUCGCUCAGGUCUCACCUGAUCGUAUGUGUUAACGAUUGUCCGAGCGUAAGUUUAAUAUAUAUUUUAGCAGUAGUUGUAAUUGUGUGUCUGUUAAAUUGGUGAUGGCCACAUCGGCCCUCUAUGCCUGUACCAAGUGUAACCAGCGGUUCCCGUUCGAGGAGUUGUCGCAGGGCCAGCAGCUCUGCAAGGAGUGUCGAAUCGCUCACCCUAUAGUGAAAUGCACCUACUGUAGGUCAGAGUUUCAGCAGGAGAGCAAAACCAACACUAUUUGUAAAAAAUGUGCACAAAAUGUCAAACAAUUUGGAACGCCGAAGCCAUGUCAGUACUGUAACAUCAUUGCUGCAUUCAUUGGGACCAAAUGUCAGCGCUGCACCAACUCUGAGAAGAAGUAUGGACCUCCACAGACCUGCGAACAGUGCAAGCAGCAGUGUGCCUUCGAUAGGAAGGACGAAGGGAGGAGAAAGGUGGACGGGAAGCUCUUGUGCUGGCUCUGCACGCUGUCAUAUCGUCGCGUUCUCCAAAAAACGAAAGAGCAGCGGAAAGGCCUCGGCUCCUCCCACUCCAACUCUUCUCUUAGUGAGAAAGAACAUCAGAGACACCAUCAUCAUCAGUCCCACAGACAUGGAAGUUCACAUCACAAAAUAAGUGGUAAUUUAAGUCCAGAGCAGGAUCAGGGAUUGUGGAAACAGAGCAUUCAAAAGGAAACGCCAAAGAAGAAACCUAAACUAGAGACAAAGCCAUCCAACGGAGACAGUAGUUCAAUCACUCAAUCAAUGGAUUCUGGAGGCACGGAUAACUUCAUCUUGAUUAGCCAGCUGAAAGAGGAAGUGAUGUCAUUGAAACGUCUACUCCAACAAAGAGACCAGACCAUCCUGGAGAGAGACAGGAAGCUGACUGAACUAAAGGCAGAUUUUCAGUAUCAGGAGUCAAAUAUGCGGGUAAAGAUGAACAACAUGGAGAAAGCACACAAGGAGGCCAUGGAGCAGCAACAGUCAAAAAACAGAGAGCUGAUGAAACAAGUUGCUGCCCUUUCGAAAGGCAAGAAGUUUGACCGCAGCAGCAGCUCACUUCUAUUACCAUAGCAUUGACCAUACGGCUCUGUUCCCUCAUGUGUCAUUAUUGUGAGGACGUUUUACCCUCCAUUGCUCACAGAUUUUCUGUGUUUUAUUAUUAUGAUGAUGUGACAUAUGCAAAAAUCACAAAUGGUUAUUUUUUAUUUUGUCGAUUUUUCUCAGUCGCACACUUUUACAAAACAGACGUAACUCUACGGAGCCAUUGCAGGAGCUAUGGCUGAACUCCGCCUCAGAUCUCUCAUGCCAUAUGUUUCAGAACUUCGAAUAAUGGAGCAAAGGAAGGAGCUCUGAACAAACAUUUGGAAAUACUAUGAAUUGAAUACAAGAUGUAUAGUGAACAGUUUUUAUAAAAACUCAGUUGAUCUUUCUCUCUUCUAUUCUCUCUCUCACUCGCUCAUGGAAAGACUGUAUAAGUGCAUGUCUUACUGCCUGGUCAGCUGUGUGUGUGGUUUUGUAUAUUACUCUGAUUACUCUGUUUUGUUUGGCUUCGUAUUAGUGAUAUUACAGAGAAGAAUUCUGCAGACACAUAUGAGACGCUGCUUUUUUAGUGAGUGAGACUUUCUUAUACGUCUCUACCCAUCCCUGAGCAUUCUCAUCUUUUUACUGUCGGACACUUUUGUACUUUUUUCUUUCUGCACAGAUGUUUCGGGAUUAUUAAAGAUAGUAAAAUCCUCAA